Molecule: messenger RNA, 2081 nt
Organism: Benincasa hispida (wax gourd)
Lineage: Eukaryota; Viridiplantae; Streptophyta; Magnoliopsida; Cucurbitales; Cucurbitaceae
Product: UPF0481 protein At3g47200-like
Source: RefSeq, a predicted model, not a curated record
UUAGAGUUUUUCUUUUUUUAUAUUAGAUUUGGCCAAUUUUUCGAACAAUAAAAUAGAAAUAUUGAUCGACUCUAUGUUGAUGUUAGACUCAUGAACAUGUAGAAAUAUUGACAUGUUAUGGAAAUUAUAAUUUUUUAAAAUAUCUUUAAAUAAUAAUAAGCAUGGAUUGAAGUUUUAAAAGCCAAGCAAGAUGGAGUAUUUUCACUUUUGGAACUGUACCACCAAUUCUUGAAUUAUAUUUGAAGCAAUGAAUUGUUAAUUUUGUUGCUCUUUAGCAAAAGUUUAAUAUGCCUUUGGUCUUUGCUUCUAAAAUGGAAUGAAUUUGCCUUAGUCUGUGAUCUUCAUGUGUUUCACCUUAAUUUCUCUUUAGUUUCUCCUUGGCUAAUUCCCCAAGUCACCCCUUGAUUCUAUUUUUGCCUCCCUAAACCUUACAUAUUAUUAUAUAUCAUCCUCCUACAUGCUUAAUAAUACAUUACAUAACCACUUAUUCUUUUUCCUUUCUUUCUUUAAUUAAUUUUUCACUCCAUCUUCUUUCAAGGCAUCACGAGAUUUUCAGUUCUCUUAAGAUCCUUAAAGAACAAUAUUUUACCAAUUACCUUACCUCUGUCCCUGAAGUAAAGAGCCUCUGUAUAAUCUCUGGCCGUCGCCGGAAAGAUGGAAUCAUCAAAGCCAUUUUCUCAUUCGAUUGAUAUUUCGGCGAUUGCACAAGGAAGCUCUCAAGAAGAAUCUCUCCUAUCUUCCGUUGAAGGAAAAUUGGAAGCCUUCUGUUCAUCCAUUACCAUCUUCAGAGCUCCAAACGAUAUCAGUAUCGAAGACAAAAACGUCUUCGUCCCCGCCAAAGUCUCAAUCGGCCCUUUCCACCAUGGCGCUCCACAUCUCGAACCCAUGGAAAAUCUCAAGUGGCGCUACUUGUCCACUUUCUUGAAGCACAAUCCGUCUCUCACUUUAGACGAUCUUAUUGAACUCGUUGUAAAAUCAGAGAGCCGAUUGAGAAAAUGCUAUGAGGGAGAGUUUUAUGAUUUGGAUAGUGAUAAGUUUUCGCAGAUGAUGUUGCUUGAUUGCUGCUUCAUUCUCGAGUUGCUUUUGCGAUACUCGAAAAAGAGGUUCAGGCGCUGGAAUGAUCCUGUUUUCAAUACUCCUGGUUUGCUUUUCGAUUUGAGAUGCGAUUUGAUGUUGCUUGAAAAUCAGAUUCCAUACUUCCUUCUCGAUGAAGUUUAUGAAAAUGUGCAAGAUCCGCUCGAGGAAAAUAUGUCUCUCAAUGACCUAACCUUCCGAUUCUUCAAAACUAUGGUUGCUGGAGAUCGGAAAUUUGUCUAUGACAAUUUCAUGGUGGAAGCAGAUCAUCUACUCGAAAUGGUGCACUCUUGUUUCCUCUCUACCUAUCCUCGAAUGGAGACGAACGAUAAAUCGAAGUCGAGAGAAUUACCUAGUGCGUCGAAGCUUAAAACUGCCGGAAUCAAAUUCAAGAACGCCAGAUCUCCAAAGAGCCUAUUGGACAUCAAAUUUCAGAAAGGAGUCCUCGAAAUUCCGCCUCUCAGAGUGUACCAGCAGACGGAGGCGAUUCUGAGGAAUCUCGCCGCGUAUGAAAUCCGUCAAUUCGGAAGCGAUCUGCAAGUGAAAUCGUAUAUCAAUUUCAUGAGCCACCUUCUCCAGUCCGACGAAGACGUGAAGAUACUCUGUAGAAGGAAAAUCCUGAUCGAUCUGGAGGACGACGAGGAGCAGAUUAUUCAGAAUCUAAAAUGGAUGCGCGAGGAGAAGGAGAGCUUAUCGGGAACGUACUUUGCUGGCAUUGUUCAGAAAUUAAACGAGAAGCCGGACCGAUGCCUCACACAGUGGCGGGGGCUGAGAAGGAAUCCAGUAGCCAUCGGCGUCGCCGCCGUUUGGGUGGUGGUUGUGAUCUUCGUCGCAGCCUUCUUCUCUGCAAUUUCAUUACUUCAGCGCCGUUACAAAUGAGUCAUGGAGUGCACCUUUUAAGUUUUAGCUAUACGGUUUUAUGAUCAUAUCAAACAACUUUCAUUUUGGUGAUAAGUCCCUAAAUUUACUGAAUUUUACGGUUAAGCCCUUCACUAUUGCAAAAUACA